Cylicocyclus nassatus is the source of this 654-nucleotide messenger RNA. The record is from the annotation of a GenBank genome assembly. Lineage: Eukaryota; Metazoa; Nematoda; Chromadorea; Rhabditida; Strongylidae.
AUGGAUAUCAUGGCAAAUUCUCUGUAUCCGGACAGUGAGGGCUUCGUUUUCAAGAUGUUUGGAACGAACUUAGCUGAGCAAUCGCAAAGUGGUAGGAGUUCAUCGAGAAGGUCGAUUUUUUAUGAAUCACAGACACUAUCAUAUCAAGAGUGGGACUUUGCGUUCAUGGUGUCCGAUUCGCUCGUUGUGACGAGUAGGAUAAACAGUUAUUUCACGGGAACCUCGUAUGUACUCGCUGAUGAGCCACUUGUUUUACUAACCGGUAUUCGCGUCGAAAUUCACACAAAACCAGGAGAUGCAGCUGAAUUUUGUCAAGCUGAUAGAGUAAAAGAAAGACGCUGCUAUACAAUUCGCUUUCUCGACCUGUUACGACGGGGGUUAGGACAAUUCGUCUCAAGUAUAGCCUUGCACACAACUUCUUUUUGUCGCAUAAGCUGUUGCAUGCUUUUUGAGCACAGGAGCAACAGCUCUGCUUGUCUCAUCUCCUCAACCAUAAAUGACAUUUCUUCGUUGAAUGACUCAUGAUCUUCAGUAAUCAUGAUGUCUGGAUUAGCGUUGCAGGAACUGGAAGAAUUGCAUUGGAAUCUAACGUUCUUAUACUCCUGUGCCAUUAAUUUUUAUAUCAAGUCCGUCUUUUCGAUGGCAUAGUUCAGA